AUGCCCUCCUCCGCCGCAUUGCGGGCAUCUCUGUCGCCGCAGACGCGCGGGCAGCAGCAGGGUGGACAAAAUCCGAAUGGAACCCUGCCGGCCCGCCAUCUCGAUAUUAUGCCGGGUAGCGCACGGCCAAAAAGGGUGAUUAUAGCCCACCGCACGCGGGAGGAGAGACGAGCCGAGCGCCGAGGCGUUCCAUUGUUGCGCAGAUCAGCCAGACUAGAAAUGCGGUACGAUGUAGCAUUGACAAAGUUCUUCCCUUACUUCCGCCUCAACGGGGUGGACCUUCCCCAGUCUCCAUGCGCGGUUGACGACACGCUUGUGGGGUACAUCACUUUCCUCUGGGAGGAUGGCGACACGUCGGGCCUCCUCGGUGACGCCACUAGCGAAGUGCAGGCCCGGAUUCCCUCCUUGAAGAAAUGCUUGCACGGCAGUUGGCUCAUGCUGAAAGCGUGGGAGAACAAGGAGUUGCCUGUCCAAGCGCCGCCGCUGCCACGAGCGGUGGCUUGGGGCCUGGUGGGCCUCGCGCUCGAGGUUGGUUUUACCGGCGUUGCGUGCGCGUUUGCGAUCGCUUGUCACUGCAUGCUUCGGACCGCCGAGGCGUUGUGCCUCCAGGCCUCGGACAUUGCCCUCGGGCAGUCGAGCACGGUGAUCACCCUCCCCUUUACCAAGAAGGUGCUGCGUGACACGGUCGCCAUCCAUGACACCCUCGUCACCCGAUUGUUCGCGCAGCGUCUGAAUAGUUUGCUUCCUGGCGACCAGCUUGCCGAUGUGAGUUGUCAGUAG
Messenger RNA from Prorocentrum cordatum, 780 nucleotides. NCBI's taxonomy places the organism in Eukaryota, Dinophyceae, Prorocentrales, Prorocentraceae. The record is from the annotation of a GenBank genome assembly.